CACAAAAUUUCCUUCAAUUAAACACACAUUUAGUUCUCACACCACCAAGAAACUCAAAAGAGAGAGACUCUUAAGAGUUUCUUCCUUCCUCUUCUACUUCUUCAACCAUCUAGACAUAAAAAAAAAACCAUGUCCAAUCAACUUCCUCUAUCUCCACCACCACAAUCGCAGUCCCAACCACCUGACACGCCUCCAUGGGACACUCCAUCUUCCAAAUGGUUCACUCCAUUCAACACACCAUGGAGAACAACACCAAGAAGCACACACUCAACUCCAACUCCAACAACACCAGUAGCUCUUACCGAAGUGAUUGUGUCCAAAUCACCUUUGUCUCAGAAGAGCCCUGAAACGCCUAAACUAGACCACGGUAUCAAAUCAGAGCCUUUUAAAGAUACAAUGAUUCUCCUGCAGCUAAGAGCUAGCCGGACGAAUCCAUGGAUAUGGUGUGGUGCAGCGUUGUGUUUUAUCUUCAGCGUACUUCUGAUAUUCUUUGGGAUUGCUACUUUGAUUCUCUUUCUCGCCCUCAGACCAAGAACCCCUGUUUUCGACAUCUCUAAUGCCAAGCUCAACACAAUUCUCUUCGAGUCACCGGAGUACUUCAAUGGUGAUAUGUUGUUGCUGGUGAAUUUCACCAACCCAAACAAGAAAGUAGAUGUGAGGUUUGAGCAUCUUCAGGUAGAGCUCUGGUUCUCCAACAAGAAAAUCGCCACCCAAGGUAUCUUGCCCUUUUCGCAAAGAAACGGCAAGACUAGGCUAGAACCGAUUCGGUUAAUCUCGAAUUUGGUCUUCCUGCCUGUAAAUCACAUAGUGGAGCUCAGAAGACAGGUCAUGACCAACAAGAUAGACUACGAAAUCAGGAGUUUUUUCAGAGUGAAAGCUGUUUUUGGGAUUAUACAUUAUUCUUAUUCGCUGCAUGGGAGUUGCCAACUUCAACUGGGCAGCCCACCAACCGGCAAUUUAGUUUCUCGGAACUGCACUACAAAAAGAUGGUGAAGAACACAAGUCAUCAUUCAAAGUGUCUAGCUUUAUCUGUGUUCCUCAAGCAUAUAUCCUUCUUUUGUCCACUCACAAGAUGUAAAAACGAACCAAGAUUCUGAGGACUCUAUGCAAGAACCGAGAUCCGAGUCUAUUCUAUAUUUUGUAAAGACAGAUCUAGUAAGUUUGGUAAUUAUAUGAAUCAAAGUGAAAUGUUUCCUUCAUAUUUUGCUUCAAGAUUACAAAAAUCUGAUUCCAUAUUUGAUCCACAAGACACAAUCUCAAAAAAGAAAAGCAAAAAAGACUAAAGCCAAUAGAACAACUGAGGGAUCAGACAGAUUCCCAUGUUGGUUCCUUUCAGCGUUAUAAGUAAUCAAAAGUAUUUGAUCCAAAGAAAAGAAAGCACAG
Messenger RNA from Eutrema salsugineum, 1383 nucleotides. RefSeq names its product NDR1/HIN1-like protein 10. Bases 130 to 993 code for a protein of 287 amino acids. The record is from RefSeq and is a predicted model, not a curated record. The transcript has a single exon. NCBI's taxonomy places the organism in Eukaryota, Viridiplantae, Streptophyta, Magnoliopsida, Brassicales, Brassicaceae. Gene Ontology annotation, cellular component: plasma membrane.